UAUGUAGCAGUAACUUUGGCCCUACAGUGACAUCUCUGAAGGAUUUCUUACUGGAUAUGCAGCUUAGUUUUGUUUACAGUUGCAAUCAAGAGUCCCAGUUGUCCUCACUGCAGGACUUCAAGAGCUAAGUAAAUCUGACAGACGUUAAGGUAUUUCCCCAGUUCACUUCCUUGUUUAGGCAAGGCUGGGAUAUUCACUCAGCUGGAAUAGGACUGAAUCUGACUGGGGUACAUCAUCUGAGUAUAACAGCUGGAAUGUUUCUUACUGUUCAGUUACGGAAAUGGAAGAGAAGAAUUUAGCCAACUUAGACAUGUUGUCACAAAUCCGUAUAUGCAUCGCAGAAUGGUGAAUCUGAUCCAGCAGUGGCAGCUCUUGCCGUUCAGCAUUCUUUAUUUCAGAUACAGGAUCCCAGCCAAUAUGUACAGUGUCAUGGUGCUGAGGCCUGUGUCCGUGCCCUCUGGGCAGUAGUGAUGCUCUGUCACAGAUGAAUCACUAGAAAUGUCCACUGGCCAUUGCUGCUGCUCAUGGGCCCAACAUUUUGUGUGCGCACAUUUUCUAACUGAAGUUAGUAAUAAUACUCGAUGCCCCAGAGCACUAGAGCUGCUUUGUGCUACUCCAGCUGGCACUAAGCAGACUCUCAGCUGGCAGAUCCAGCCACUUGAGGAUUUGGCCUCCUUCGGGUGGCUUAGAGCUUCUGUAGUAACUCCUAUGUCACCCUCUUCUAGCAGCCAGCAUGGGUGUAUGGCCUGGUGAAAGCGGCUGUAGUCAGGGCAUCUUGACACCCCCGUGAUCCUCAGCAAUCCCUGGAUCCAGAAAAGCUUUUAGGGAUCAUUGGCUGCAGGUGCAGGAUAGACUAGCUUGACAGCCGAAUUUGUCGGGGAUUGGGCUGUGCCGGGAAAUCAUAGGAUCUUGGGGAUGCAUACGUGCCCCCCCUCACCUCUCCUACUCCAAACCUGCAGUGAGCUUAGCUUGGCCAGUCCAGAGAUUCUGGUUCAAUAAACGCUACUAGCAUUAGCCUACAUCGCUUUCUAGAAUAGAGGAAGAAGAGUGACAAAGGGGAGAGAGUCAGAGGUAACAAGGAAGAAAGACAAGAGAAGACAAAGAAAAUGCGCCUUCUCAGAGGCAGUUUAGACAAGAAGCAGUGUCUCCAGGAUAGCCAAGUCUGGUGUUGGGAAGUGGCAGAAUCACCUUAGCUGGCAUAUGAAGAAACCCAGAUUCCUUGAUCUUAAGGUUGUUAUGCUGGCGAUGUACAACCUGUCUCUGGAAGGAACUGGCCGUCAAGGAUACUUCAGAUGGAAAGAAGAUAUUUGUGCUUUUAUUGAGAAACACUGGACUUUCCUACUAGGGAACAGGAAGAAGACUUCAACUUGGUGGAGCACUGUUGCUGGCUGUCUUUCUGUAGGAAGCCCCUUGUUUUUCCGCUCAGGGGCACAGGAAUUUGGAGAACCAGGAUGGUGGAAACUGGUUCACAAUAAGCCUCCUACGAUGAAACCUGAAGCAGAGAAGCUCUCUGCAUCUGCACUGAAAGCAAAAGCAGCUUCAAAACCACCUCUGGAUCCCAUCAUUACAGUGGAGGGGCUGAGGAAGCGGGUGAGCCGCAAUCCUGUAGAGUCAGCAAUGGAGCUGAAGGAGAAGAGGUCUCGCACUCAAGAAGCCAAGGACAUUAGGAGAGCCCAGAAGGAGGCAGCUGGCUUCCUGGACCGAAGCACCUCCUCCACUCCUGUCAAAUUCACCAGCCGAGGCCGUCGCCCUGACAUGGUCCUUGAGAAGGGAGAGGUGAUUGACUUCUCAUCUUUGAGCUCCUCGGAUCGAACUCCUCUAACAAGCCCGUCUCCUUCCCCAUCUCUGGACUUCUCUGCUCCUGGGACACCAGCUUCCCAUUCAGCUACUCCCAGCCUGCUCUCAGAAGCAGAUCUCAUCCCAGAUGUAAUGCCGCCACAGGCCUUGUUUCAUGACGAUGAAGAGAUGGAAGGAGAUGGAGUCAUAGAUCCAGGAAUAGAGUACAUUCCUCCUCCUAGUGGGCCAAUGGGUGCUGGGCCUAUGAUAGUGAGCAGAAAGAAAGUGAAAACGCCUGAGCAGAUCAAACAAGAGGUGGAGAGUGAAGAAGAGAAGGCAGAGAGGAUGGAAGGUGAUAGCGAAGACCCUGAAGAUUCAAAUUCAUCCCUACAGGCCAGAGGGCGAGACAAGAGGAAGCCGCAGGUGGAGAAGGACAAUAAGCCCAAAGCUCCCAAGUACACAUCUGUUAGCAUCUAUGAGGAAAAGCUGCUUCUGAAGAGGCUGGAGGCCUGUCCCAGUGCCGUGAGCAUGACCCCAGAGGCCCGGAGGUUGAGGCGCAAGCUGAUAGUCCGGCAAGCCAAGAGGGAAAGGGGACUGCCACUCUUUGACUUGGACCAGGUUGUGAAUGCUGCUCUGCUCUUGGUUGAUGGGAUCUAUGGAGCCAAAGAAAGAGGUAUUUCUAGGCUGCCAGCAGGGCAUGCAACGUACAGAACGACUAGCCAGGACUUCAGGAUUCUGGACAGGUACCAGACUUCACUGCCUGCUAUGAAGGGAUAUAGGCACCAGACAACAAAAUUUCUGUACCGACUGGUAGGCUCAGAAGACUUGUUGACAGACCACAGCAUCGUCAGUCCCUACACGUCUCGCGUCCUGAAACCUUACAUCAGGCGUGACCAUGAGACCAAGCCUCCUAAACUCCAGCUGCUGGCAGAAAUCUGUGCCCAUCCACACAAGAAUGAUCCUGACUGGAAGGCUCAGCCUGAAGCACCCAUUGAUUACUGCUAUGUUCGCCCGAACCACAUCCCCACUAUCAACUCCAUGUGCCAUGAAUUCUUCUGGCCUGGAAUUGAUUUGUCAGAAUGCCUGCAGUAUCCAGACUUCAGCGUUGUUGUCCUUUACAAAAAAGUCAUCAUUGCCUUUGGCUUCAUGGUGCCAGACGUGAAAUACAAUGAAGCUUACAUCUCUUUUCUGUUUGUUCACCCUGAGUGGAGAAGAGCGGGGAUUGCAACCUUUAUGAUCUACCAUCUUAUUCAGACCUGCAUGGGCAAAGAUGUUACUCUUCACGUCUCUGCAAGCAACUCCGCUAUGCUGCUGUACCAAAAAUUUGGAUUUAAGACUGAAGAAUACAUUUUGGAUUUUUACGACAAAUAUUACCCCUUAGAUAGCAAGGAGUGCAAGCAUGCAUUCUUCCUGAGAUUGCGACGAUAAUAUACCACGGAUACACAGAGCUCUGUGGAAAACUUGAUAGGCUGAAUUAAGAGUUGCCAUGGAUUUCAGCUCAGGAGGUUGGCUGUUAGAGUGCAAUCAUGCCUUUAUCACUAACAUCAGCAGUGAUAUACUGUAUGCUUAAUGUGCAAUCUGAGAUUGAUUUAUGGCCUCCAUGGGGGUGUCGAGCAACAGACCUGAGUAUGAACUGGGAUACAAUGGAAGGGGAAUUUCCUGCCCUCUUUUUGGAGAGCCCUUUGACAAACAAUUUGAGACUUCAAAUGGGCGCGAGGACAUUAAAUUUCUCAAACCUACAUGUGUUGCAGUGGUUGUGUAUUCAGUAGGAAGUUUGUGCUGUGCAGUAGCAGGAACAGGAUGUCAGGUGUGUUCAUCGCUAGGUGAGGUUAGAUACAAGAGCUGCUAAGUCAGCUCUUUGAAAUCUUUAAAUCCAUCCAUCAGUUGUUGAAGCUAUAGAGAACCCUCCAACCAUGGGCCCAGCCUUGCUGGCUCCGACACCCCACCCCCUUAUGCCAUAGGCACUCUGCUUGAGGAAUCUUAGCAGAAGAGGAGAGGCAGCUGAGAUUUGAAAUCUGAUCCUUGCUUUAUGCCAUUAACCUAUUGUAACCUAGCGGGAACAGGGGGCAAAGAUGAGGCAGUAACUUUUCUCAGAAAAACCCAGUCUGUGAUUGCAAGGCUCUAAAUGUUACCGGGUAUGCCAAGAAAAAUGUUAAGGCAACAAAAGAAGCAAACACAGGGCUUGCCUCACACUGAGGACCAGUCCUUUUCCUACAUAGUUUAGCAACUCCUACUCCCCGUUUACUGCAGGUGAACGGUAGCUUGACAGAUUGUUUUACCAUUUAGCAGGUUGUAAACAUGGCAGACUGUGCAUCUGGAACAUGAACCACGCUUUCUGUGUAGUUUUAAUGUCAAGGCCACAAAGCUACAGAGAACAGAUGUGUUUUUUUAAAUCCACCUUGUAUACAUUUCAGGUGCCUAAGUAUGGUAGUUGUUGCCUUAAUGGAGUCUGCAUUCUAAUAGGAGCAGAGAGACAGACACCGUAUCUGUUUCUGUACAGCCAAGGUAAGCCCUCCCUGAAACAUAUGUAAUUGGUACUAGAAAAAACUCGUUUUGAAACCAUUUGAGAACUAUCUGCCCUGCCAUCUGUGCACAUUUCCAAAUAUUUUAUGACUGUGUGUGAAAAUCCUUGAUGUUACUGAUGUUAAGAGUUAGCUGUUUCUGGAAAGAUCUGUCCUUAAGUGAAAUUAAAGACCUUCUCUUGGACAUGC
Molecule: messenger RNA, 4487 nt
Organism: Gopherus evgoodei (Goodes thornscrub tortoise)
Lineage: Eukaryota; Metazoa; Chordata; Testudines; Testudinidae
Gene: KAT14
Product: lysine acetyltransferase 14
Exons: 9
Coding region: 1201-3204 (667 amino acids)
Molecular function (GO): acyltransferase activity, transferring groups other than amino-acyl groups
Source: RefSeq, a predicted model, not a curated record